Messenger RNA from Megalobrama amblycephala (Wuchang bream), 1245 nucleotides. RefSeq names its product GTPase IMAP family member 8-like. The coding region runs from base 1 to 1245 and encodes 414 amino acids. The transcript is spliced from 3 exons. Gene Ontology annotation, molecular function: GTP binding. The record is from RefSeq and is a predicted model, not a curated record. NCBI's taxonomy places the organism in Eukaryota, Metazoa, Chordata, Actinopteri, Cypriniformes, Xenocyprididae.
AUGACUUCAACAAAGCAAGUGCGUGAUCUCAGGAUCGUUCUUCUGGGUAAAACUGGAUCAGGAAAAAGUGCAACAGGAAACACAAUCCUGGGCAGAGACGCAUUCGAAGUUGUUGAUUUUAUAAAAUCAGACAAUAAAUUGUGUGAGAAACAGAAAGCAGUGGUGGAGGGAAAGACCAUCUCAAUAACUGACACUCCAGGACUGUUUAAUACAGCUGUGACAAAACAACAACUGAAGGCUGAAAUGGAAAAGUGUGUAGAGAUGUCUGCUCCUGGUCCUCACGUGUUUCUGCUGGUGCUAAAGCUGGGUGUGAGAUUCACAAAAGAGGAGAGAGACACGGUGAAAUGGAUUCAGGAGAACUUUGGAGAUGAAGCUUUGUGUCGUACCAUCAUUAUGUUCACUCACGCUGAUCAGCUGAAGGGAAAGCCUUUGGACGAGUACAUCAGGAAAAGUGAUCAUUUGCAGGAAUUAGUUAACAGCUGUGGUGGCAGAUUUCACUCAUUCAACAAUGAGGACAGAAAUAAUCAAGAUCAGGUCACAGAACUGCUGAAAAAGAUUGACAAAAUAAUUCAGACAAAUGAAAUGAGCCAUUACACUAUUGAGAUGUUUAAAAACCAUAAAAUUUAUUAUAAAGUGUUACCAAAUUCCCUAAUUGUACCAGAUCUGAGGAUCAUUCUUCUGGGUAAAACUGGAGCUGGAAAGAGCACAUCAGGAAACACAAUCCUGGGCAGAGAAGCAUUUAAAGUGGAAAACUCUCUGGUGUCAGUUACAAAGAGAUGUGAGAAAAAACAAGCUAUUGUUGGUGGACAAAAUCUAUCAGUGACUGACUGUCCCGGCCUGUUUGACACUUCAGCCAGUCAUACAAACCUACAGACUUUAAUAUAUGAGUGUAUCCGCCUGUCUGCUCCUGGUCCUCAUGCGUUCCUGCUGGUUUUGAGAUUAGGGGUGAAUUUCACACAGGAGGAGAAAAAUGCAGUGAAAUGGAUUGAGAAGAACUUUGGAGAAGAAGCUGUAAAGUACACCAUCAUUCUGUUCACUUAUGCUGAUGAACUGAAGGGUAAACCUGUAGAGCAAUACAUCAGCAAAAGCAACGAUCUACAGCAGCUAAUUAAGACAUGCUAUGGCAGAUAUCAUGCAUUCAACAACGAGAACAGAGAAAAUCAAGAUCAGGUCACAGAACUGCUGAAAAUUAUAGAAAAAAUGGUCAAUUUUAAUGGAGGAAUGCACUACAUAAAGAAAAAAUGA